AUGGCCUCAUUCAUGCGCCGUUGGAUCGGUCUUGGAACUUCCACACAUACAGCUACCACUACUACUCCCGUGAGCUCUACACCUGGAAACGGCAAGAAGCGCAGCCAUGCGGUUGCGGAGUCGAUUAACAACGACGAGAAUGUGGAACCCGCUGCCAAGCGUCCCAAGCGAGCAUUUGUCGACUUGUCACGCGGUGACAGCGACGACGAGAUCAUUGUAUCCCAUCACCGUCCACUUGGUGAGCUGAAAUCCAAUCACCAGACCGAUCUGAGCGAGGAAGACUUCRCACAGAAAAUGAAAAGGAAGCUGUACGUGAAGCCGGUAAUGCCACACCCACAGGAUGUCGCCGAGUGUUCGAGGCCUGCAUCCGAGGCGACCAGAAGAAUAUUCGCUCCCAGUCCUGCUGCUCGCCAGCCAGCUACCAAAUCACCGGCUAGGCCAGUCUCCGGGUCCUUAUCGUCCAAUACGAUAUCAGUGGCGUCUUCUCGUAGGCAGAAGUCCAACUAUAUCUCCAAGCCAUCAAUGCAUGCUAGUGGGUUCGUGGAUUUGCGCAGGGGAGUCAGUUCCAAGGUUUCUACCCUUAACAUUUUGGAGCGUCCAAGUUCUCAAGCAGUCGAGCUGGACAUAUACGAUAAUGCGACGCCGCCAACCCACGUCGCAAUGUCCUCCGCAAGUGACGAGCAGUCUCCUCGUCGCGGAUCAAGACGCAACGCACGCAAGUCGUAUAUCAACAUGGACCUUGCCGAAUCAGAGGACGAGCUUUCCAGGCCUUUAGUGACAUCUCGAAAGGCAAAGUCGCGAUAUCAAGAUGAUGACGAUGCCGAUUUCGCGGCUAAUGAGAACGACGACGCCGCCGUCUCGGAGGACUAUAAUGAGUUGGAACUGGAGCUUGCGCAGGAUCUUGGCGAGACAAGCGUCGAUGAGGGAUGCGAAGAGAACGAAGACGAAUACGAUGCGCUACGGGCAAAACCCGCCAAAGCGAGUAAAGCGAGUAAAGCGAGUAAAGCGAGUAAAGCGAAACCAACAGGUACUAGCAAAGAUUCAAAGCCUACAGCCAGUUCCAAAGGCAGUCGCAAACGAAUGGUCAACUUGAAGAGUGGCAACGCGGAGGCGAAGAAGAUCAAUUACACCUUACCUCCAAUGUUCGAGACCGAGGACAUCUUUUGCAACAUGACGGCGAAAGCUCGCAAGCUAGGACUUGAUAGCGUUAUUACCGGCCUCGACGCAAGACCCAUUCGAGUCGCUACAAUGUGCUCUGGAACGGAGAGUCCUUUGCUCGCGCUAGAAAUGAUCGCGGACUGUCUGUCAAAGAGCGACCUGCAUUUAAAGGUUGAGCACCUCUUCUCCGCGGAAAUUGUCCCCUUCAAGCAGGCGUACAUCGAGCGAAACUUCAACCCACCUGUCAUAUUUAGGGACAUUACCGAGCUCACGAGCGUGGUCAGCAAUGAGGAGCCCAUGGCCACGACAGCCUAUGGCGGCAAGGUCCCCGUGCCGAAGGAGGUUGAUGUGGUUAUCGCCGGUACCUCUUGCGUGGAUUUCUCAGGUCUAAACACCUACCAGARGGAUCUCGACGCCGGCGGCGAGUCUGCGGAUACCUGGAAUGCAGUACUCUCGUAUUGUAGAGCCUUUCGACCUUCGAUCGUGUUACUGGAGAAUGUGAGCGGAGCAGACUGGGACCGCAUGCUAACGGACUAUGAAAACAUUGGCUACGACUGCAGUGGUGCCUCGGUCAACACACGCGAUUAUUACCUACCGCAGAUCCGUGAGCGUGGAUAUAUGGCUUGCUUCAAUAAGAAGCUCAAAGGCUAUGCUCCCGGAUCAGCUACUAGAUGGCUAGAGCUCAUGGUGAAAUUCAAGCGUUCGGCAAGCUCACCAGUGUCCGAUUUUCUAGAGCCCAACGAUCGAAUCACCCGCCAGACUAUCCGAAGUGAUGCACCUACAAAGGAGGUUGAUUGGAGACAGUGUCAAAUCACACAGAUGGAGUACCGGCAAGACAUGAAACUCGGAUGGGCACGUCCUAUUACAAACUGGUCUGAAAGUGGACAAAUGCUCCCUCCGGACAACGGAUAUGCUCCAUAG
Ramularia collo-cygni is the source of this 2079-nucleotide messenger RNA. RefSeq lists its product as uncharacterized. The transcript has a single exon. The coding region runs from base 1 to 2079 and encodes 692 amino acids. The record is from RefSeq and is a predicted model, not a curated record. Lineage: Eukaryota; Fungi; Ascomycota; Dothideomycetes; Mycosphaerellales; Mycosphaerellaceae. Gene Ontology annotation, molecular function: methyltransferase activity.